UUAUCUGGAUAGCUAACUCUCCUGCCUCUCUCAAAACUGUCUCUUCCUCGCUCGCUUUUCAGAGGGCACAGUCGUGCUCCGGCUUCCUCAAGCCGUUUUUUUCCUAUGCUUUCCUGCCCCUCUCUAUUUAUGAAAACGUCACUUGAAGUCCCUCCCUGUUUGAAUCUCAUUAGUUUCUGUGUGUUUCUCCCUGUCAAUAAUCCCGAAUCCAGAGUCUAUUUCCAUCCCUCUCUAUCUGUCAAUCAGCGCCGCCUUUGAACUGAAAACCACUCCGACCAACUUCAACUCACUCAAUCCGAGCGGCUCAGCUCCAUCUCCGGCUCCUUUUUCUGCCAAGAUUCCCCUCUUUUUAGUUUGUACAAACCGCCAGUCCUUGGAAAACGCUAAUACAGACCCUAAACUUUAGCUCGGAUUCGGGAUCACAAAGAUCAAGGGUUUAAAAACUUUGUGUUUUUGCCCCCCAAAAUUGCUCGGGAAAAUGCCGCAGCUCAACGGCGGUGGAGGGGACGAUCUGGGAGCGAACGAUGAAAUGAUCUCCUUCAAAGACGAAGGGGAACAGGAGGAAAAAAUUUCGGAGAACUCCUCGGCAGAAAGGGAUUUAGCAGAUGUCAAAUCUUCUCUUGUAAACGAAUCAGAAACGAAUCAAAACAGUUCGUCGGACUCAGAGGCGGAAAGACGGCCUCCGCCUAGAUCCGAAACUUUCAGAGACAAAACCAGAGAAAGUUUAGAGGAGGCUGCGAAAAGGCAAGAUGGAGGUUUGUUCAAGAGCCCUCCGUACCCGGGUUAUCCAUUUAUAAUGAUCCCCGAUCUUACAAGCCCCUACCUUCCAAACGGAUCACUUUCUCCAACAGCACGCACAUACCUGCAGAUGAAAUGGCCCUUACUAGAUGUUCAAACAGGAAGUCUACAGAGCAGACAGACCCUCAAAGACGCACGCUCUCCAUCGCCGGCACAUAUUGUUGGUCCCCUCUGUUUGGAAUUCCCCGGACAGGCAGAUCUGAGCCUUCACCAAUUUCAGUUGUCCAAUAAAGUCCCUGUGGUUCAGCACCCUCACCAUGUGCACCCUCUCACCCCCCUGAUCACCUACAGCAAUGAGCAUUUCACUCCCGGGAACCCCCCACCCCACCUACAGACUGACGUGGACCCCAAAACGGGAAUUCCGAGGCCUCCACACCCCCCUGACAUAUCACCAUAUUACCCUUUGUCUCCUGGAACAGUAGGCCAAAUCCCCCAUCCGUUAGGAUGGUUAGUACCACAGCAAGGUCAGCCAGUGUAUCCAAUCACAACGGGCGGAUUCAGGCACCCCUACCCCACCGCACUUACCGUCAACGCCUCCAUGUCAAGUUUUCUCGCCUCCAGGUUCCCCCCCCACAUGGUGCCCCCCCAUCACAGUUUGCACACCACGGGCAUCCCCCACCCAGCCAUCGUCACCCCCAACGUCAAGCAGGAGUCUUCCCACAGCGACAUCGGCUCUCUCAACAGCUCGAAACAUCAGGACUCGAAAAAGGAGGACGAGAAGAAGAAGCAGCCUCACAUAAAGAAGCCGCUGAACGCGUUCAUGCUCUACAUGAAGGAGAUGAGGGCCAAAGUGGUGGCCGAGUGCACGCUGAAGGAGAGCGCCGCCAUUAAUCAGAUCUUGGGACGGAGGUGGCACGCGCUAUCCAGGGAAGAACAGGCGAAAUACUACGAGCUGGCCAGAAAAGAGCGACAACUGCACAUGCAGCUGUACCCCGGGUGGUCGGCGCGAGACAACUAUGCGGGUAACCAACAGGGCAAGAAGAAGAAGCGGAAAAGGGAUAAGCAGCCAGGAGAGGGCAGCGACCACAGAGAAUAUUUUCCAAAUCCUUGCCUUUCCCUCCCUCCGAUUACAGAUCUGAGCGCUCCUAAGAAAUGCCGAGCGCGCUUCGGCCUUGAUCAGCAGAAUAACUGGUGCGGUCCGUGCAGGAGAAAAAAAAAGUGCAUCCGCUACAUCCAAGGCGAAGGCAGCUGUGCCAGCCCCCCAUCCUCGGACGGAAGUUUGCUAGACUCCCCGCCCUCGUCCCCGUCCCUCAUCGGUUCCCCCCACCCGAAAGACUCCAAACCGCAGACAGAUCAAACGCAGCCACUCUCACUGACUAUGAAACCGCCGCCCCUGGUCACACACCACCCCAUGCCCUCGUCUUUAGUCCUGCUGGAAACCGCGGCGGCAGCAGCAGCAGCGGCCGGCAAACCCGGCGCCAGGAACGGGCCUUUGGAGCGCCCCACCAUCCCCCCCCGACCGGCGGGGUCCUCCUCCUCUUCCUCCUCCUCUUCCUCCUCCUCCGUGCUGGCUAGGCCCACCCCAACCCUGUGCCACACCCACUCUCUGCUACCCCAGCCUCUGUCGCUCGUAACCAAGUCUAUAGAAUAGAAUAGCCCUUUUUAGCACUCUCUCAGCUAGGCUCUUACGGUUGUUUUGUUUUGUUUGUUUUGUUUGCCUUUUUUUUCUUUUCUUUUUUUCCCCUCCUGGUUUCAAGUACGUUUCUACUUUUUUCUGUCUGUGCGUGUGCCUUUUUUUGUUCUUUUUUCUUUUCUUUUUUUAGUUUGUUAAACCAAGUUCAUUGGUCAAUAUUUGACCCAUCAUUAUCUCGGGAAAAUAAAAAUAAAAAGAAAGAAAAAAAGUUAAGUACAAUGAAUUGUAGAUUAUAAGCUUUGUGAAUCUGCCAAAAUUUUUAUCAGCAACUGUUCCGACUCUUUUUAAGCGUUUAACGACGAAACGGGGAGAAUGUGUUCAGGGUUGUGUAGUUCCUCAUACAUGCAUUCGAAAGACGAGAUUUGUCGACAGGAAAUUGCAACAAAAACUAGAUGUAGGAAGAGAAAAAAAAAAGCUGAGGUUUAGGAGAUAAUUGAUGAAUUGCGUUUGCCCUUUCCAAAAGCGUUUGUGGUUCUUUAUUAUUUGUAUUAAAUACGAGCUUGCGAACCAAUCAUUUUCCAUCAGUUCAGAUACAGAGGGCAUGUGGAAAGCAUUGUCACCUCUUCAAACUGUGCGGAACAACUUUAAUUGUGAUGUUACUUGUUAUUGUUUAAAUGUACAGAAAUAUUUGGGGGAAACUGUGUUAAUAUGCAUCGUUCCAUGGCGUUGUCUUUUAAAAAAAAGUUUUAUUUUGUUGUUUG
Conger conger (European conger) is the source of this 3132-nucleotide messenger RNA. It is a transcript of the gene tcf7l2, whose product is annotated as transcription factor 7 like 2. Lineage: Eukaryota; Metazoa; Chordata; Actinopteri; Anguilliformes; Congridae. The record is from RefSeq and is a predicted model, not a curated record. Gene Ontology annotation, biological process: canonical Wnt signaling pathway; regulation of transcription by RNA polymerase II. Gene Ontology annotation, molecular function: RNA polymerase II cis-regulatory region sequence-specific DNA binding; DNA-binding transcription factor activity, RNA polymerase II-specific. Gene Ontology annotation, cellular component: beta-catenin-TCF complex; catenin-TCF7L2 complex. Bases 479 to 2389 code for a protein of 636 amino acids. The transcript is spliced from 15 exons.